AUGGAGGAAGCCGAGGGGGCCGCGGAGCAGCAGCGGCGCCGCCGGGCGGGGGCCGAGCGCUCGCCGAGCCCCGGCCGCCUGGACGUGAGCUCCAGCCGCUUCGACCCGCUGCUGGCGCUGUACUCGGCCCGCACGCCGCUGCCCUUCCCCGGCGCCCCGUGCUUCAACAACCUCGCCGAGUACGAGAGCUUCCAGCGCGGCCUGCUCCGCCCGCGGGGCCGCCGCCCCGCCGCUGCCGCCGCCGCCGCCGCCCGCCGCGGCCCCUCCGCCCGCUCCGCCCGCCGCGGCCCCGCCGCCGCCGACCCCGAGCGCAUCCAGCGGCUCCGCAGCCUCAUGGUCAACGCCGGGCCCGAGCAGGAGGCGGCCGCGGGGGGAGCGGCGGCUCGGCGCAGGAGGGCACCGCGCAACGUCCUCACCAGGAUGCCCCUCCACGAAGGCAGCCCGCUCGGGGAGCUCCAUCGCUGUGUCCGAGAUGGCGUAAAAAUCAAUGUUCAUAUCCGCACUUUCAAAGGGCUUCGUGGAGUCUGCACAGGGUUUUUGGUUGCAUUUGACAAGUUCUGGAAUAUGGCCCUGACAGACGUGGAUGAGACAUACAGGAAACCAGUACUGGGCAAAGCUUUCUAUGCAGAACCUCAGCUCACACUAACCCGGCUGUUUGACAGACUCAAACUGCAGGAGUCCUCAGUAAAGAAGGGAGCUGACUCAAAGACUGUCUCGGGGGAGCUGGCCCUGACAAAUGACUCUCAGACGCUCGGAUGGAAAGCUGGAUCGGGACGAGGGAGAGCAGAAGAUGAGCGUGAGAGGCAGAAGCGCUUGGGCAGAGCUGGAGAAAAGAAGACGCCAGGUGACAGUCUGCAUCUGGCAGUCAGAGGUGAAGCUGAUGUGGGGAGCGGGACUGCUCACACAGAGGGUGCCAGCGCUGGUGGUACCCGCGCAAGAAGCCAGUCACGGAGAAAAAGGAGGCCCAAAGUGGAUUAUCAACAGGUGUUCACGCGUCACAUAAACCAGAUUUUUAUUCGAGGAGAGAAUGUCUUGCUUGUCCAUUUAGCACAUUAACUUGGCUGAGCCUUCAUCAGUGUAUUUAUUUGAUAGCAUGAAUUGCCGCUGCAGCUCUCGUUACUAUUUAGCAUUCUUGUUAAGUAUCAUGGUACUGUGACUGGUUACCCGUUACUGUAACAAGGUAGGGGAAGUGUUUCUAACUGGAGCACCCUGAGCUUAUUGCCAAAGCAGCCUCCUUCAAUCUAUGCUGGGGGUCUCAGGACAAGACCAGCAGCAUGCUUUUUUUCUGUGAGAUGAGGGAGGUAAACUCAGACCCCACUGCUCCUUAAAAAGUAAAAUGAAGCAAAGUCAAGAGGAUUGGUGGGGAGUUUUGGUGUACUCAGGUAUAGGAGCUAAUUGUGGCCUACAUUUGAGGAGCUUAAGAUUAGUUCUCCACCUGGAAUGAACCACAGAUGCUGCUUGCCACGUUCUGAGUAAUCUCAUGAGAAAAUAGCUAACGAAACCAGCAGUUUAUCUACCACCAUUACGUGGAUGUCUUCUCUUCCAGACAUAAUUCUGACAGGCAUUUUGAAACGGUCUAUAAAAAGGUGGAGUGACAUACUACUGAUGGCGAUUAGCCUCUUCAUAGUUAGCUCUGAAAAGCCCUGUGUGAUAGAAGACCUCUUCCCUUAAUUGGACUGCUCUUUUUCUGUGAACGAGUGUAGGAUUUUAACUUGUUUCCAAUAUCAAAGCUUACGCUUCUAUUUGUAAUGCCGUGCUUUUGCUGUGCGUCACCAGCAAGCAGCUAACGUAGCUGAUCCAGGGACCUCCUUUUAUGGAGUUUAUCUGUGAAUGUUGUACUUUUAUCUUUCACCCAUUUGGUUCUUAUUGUGAUAGUGAAGUUUACAAAGACGUAGUUUUUCUUCUCAGAUAUAAGCGUUCGUGCUGAGCACAGUUGUACUGUAUCUAAGCGCCUUUCGAGUUCCCUCUAAUGAAACUAGAGGUGCUGUGUCUUCAGCUGUUCUCAGAAAGCAGAAAUCUUCACUAGUCUUUCCUAUCUGUAUGAAUGAUGCAUCACCGAAUUCCAGCUGUACUGAGCUUUGGAGGUGUGCCUAAAACUGUUAUGAAGUAUAAAAGUCAAACUCGCCUCAUCAGUGGUUUUAUUUUAAGCAUCGUUCUUAAGCUGCUGCAGAUCAGGUCAGGCUUCUGCAGGCAUAAACUGCCUUCCAAGAGCUACGUGGAAAAGUUUGAGGGUACACGAAGCUGUUACAUUACCUAGUCUGUUCUCUUGGAUGUCAGAGGACACUAGAUUUCACACUGCUAUUCCUGGAUUCAUCUCAACCACCUUAGGCUUUGCAGCAGCUCCUGUGUUUAAGAUGAAGAUGUGAAAUUGCCAGGACAGUGGUUAGACAAGACAACUGGUAGAACUUUCUAGUGCUUUAUAGCAGGUCUUUUAUUGCGUUUUGAGGUUGUAAGUCCUCAAACUAAGUGAUUGUAUUCUUGAAAGUCGGUAUUUCUGUUGCUUCAAGUGCAGCAUAUUGCUUGCUUCUCAUUAGGAAUAUGUCUGGUGCUUGGGUGAAUUACAGAAAUCAUUUAGCAGGAGUUCCUGGACAUGCAGAGCAGCUGUAUGCCUCUGGGGGAGCCUGAAACUGUUACGUCAAUGUUUCAGAUGACAUGGGGCUUGGAUGACUGAUCAGCUCAGCCCCUGAGCUGCAAACCCAAGUUCAGACUGGGACAAAAGUGCCUCAGAUUAAAAAGUACUGUAGAGGCAAAAAAAGAAUGUUUAUGAUUUCUUAUACAUAGUUUCAUCGCUGUAAUCCCUUCCUACUAUGAACUGAAACCAGGCACUGAAAAGAUUCUUCCUUUGGAUGUUUUUCCUUCCUCUCUUUUCGUGCUGUUCUUGUUUGUAUGGUUGUGGUCCACUGUUGUCCCACCUCUCCCCUCCUCUCCCCGCCACCUUUUUCCCUUCUUCUUUCAGUAUUUUGUCUCCUCGGGAUGUUCCUUUCUAAACUCUGGUUUAGGAAGAUUGUUCUUUUAUUCACCCUUACUUGUCCUGGUUUUCUGAACCUUUCCUAGUUGGCUUUCUGUGCACUUGACAACUGACCGGAAUCCUUCCAGUCCUUGGAAACAAGGACUUUAUUUCUGUUCUCAUCAGCUUUUAUUGCAAAUUAAUGUUUUUCAUCUUUUUUUUUGGUUGUAUGUGUGUUGUUUUUUUUUUUUUCCCUGUGCUUUCUGACCGUUUUGGUUUUAUUUCAGUUUCUUGGGAUGACCAUCUUUGCCUCUUCCAUUCAUGAAUGCCAAAGGCUACUGGUUUUGACACCUCUCCUCUUUUGUACUUGACCAAAGGGUGUCAUAUCUCUCACUCAGGCCUAUGUACUAUGCCAUCCCAUUGAAUUCUUGCUUUUCUUUACCUCAGAUUUCUAUUUAUCUGUCUAUUUUAUCCUUCUUCGUGCAUUAAAUAAGAUACAGCUACCUUGAAUGUUCUUGCAGCUUUACUGCCCUCUUUCCUUGCCAGCUGAUACUUUAGCAAGUUUGCAGUUUCUAUAAGUCUCAGUGUUUCCUUUCAUCAGAAGGUUUUCCUCUUAAAUCUUGCAAGUGUUUGUUGUUUCACACCUACAAGUUAAUUUUUUAAUUUUUUUUGAAAAAUGCUGGUGCUUAGACUUGUGUUUGUGCCUUGAUUUUUAUAUCACAACUGACCGUUCUUCCAAAGUCAUCACCUUAGACAACAAACCUGGUUAAGAACUAGACAGUAUGUCUGUUGUUUUGUUUUUCCUCUACCUCAUUAUUAAAGUGUUCAUCCUCUUUUCUCAUUGUUUUCUUAUCUGUGGACUUGGUUAAAAUUCUCUCUUCUAUUUUAGGUUCAAUGGUUUGGUGGUUUUUCUUUUGUUUCCUACUUUCCUGUCCACCUCUCUCAGUAUUUCCAAGCUGCUUCCCAAAUACAGGCUCUUCUAUAACUUCAGAUCUUUCAAAGAGUCUUCCUGUACCCUACUUUUUCUGAUACCAUAUCAUUUUGAGGCCCAUUAUCAAAAUGCUAUUUUAUGAACUUUGUCUCUUUGAAACAUAGUAUUUGAUUGUGACUAAGCAAGUGAUCCUGUAUGUGUGUUGUCACUUGCAUGUUUAAUACUUCAGAUAAAGUUGCUCUUUAAAUAAAAUUGAAUGUGAUGUUCUGAAGUGGUCUUCUACCUCACUUAAAUAUUCAUGUAAAUGUUUAAAAGAAAAAAAGAAAACAACUUUGUUAUUUUUUGUUGUUUCUGGUUAUUUCUUGCCAUGUUUUCCUUUUCAAAACUCAGCAUAAAAUCCAGGUUCUUUGUUCAGAAAGCUGCCUGCCUUUGCCAUUCCUCUGUUGCUGCAAUGUCGCAAAGAAGGUGAUGUGAGCAGGAGGCAGUCUUAAGAAACAAAGAGCUGUGUGAGUGAAAAAGCUUUGAGCCGAGCGUAAAGAAUACCUCAAAGGAUCAUUGUGCUGGUUGUAUUCUGCUCAGUUCUUAUAUGACAUUUUCAGCCUGAUGGUUAGCAGUGAUUCCUAAAGCAUAUUUAUUGUGAGGUACCAAAUUGCAAGGAGCAAAGUUUUUUGAACUACUUUAGAAGUGUUGUGAUAAUUUGAGAUUUUUUUUGGAAUAAUUUCUGACAUAGCAGACGUGAAACUCGUGAAGUGUUACGAUGCCAGCUGCAAAAACGACGUAAUGAGAUAGUCUUGGAAUUAAACUGUGCUGUCAGAGGUAUUUCUUGCAGUAUCAUCACAUACCCUGUAAUUGCUGACAUAGUUCACUAGGGAGCAAAGUCUCAUAGUUACUUAAAGAGGGGCUAUGUUGUUUGUACAGCGAUAUAGUUCUAGAGACCUUUUCAGAAAGUCUGAAUGGGAUUUUCAUGGACGGAACCAUGGCAUAAAUACUUGCUAUGCUGUGGGGAAGUGGGGAGAACAGUGAAAACCAGGCUGAGAGCUGCGGUGUUACCCUACAGUUACGGGUAUCAUGACUGGGAUUAUUUCUUGGGAAACUCUUCUGCACAGGCGUUUCAUUUUUAUCAAACAAUUCUUAAAAGUGGCUGUGGUAAAAGAAUAAUGCUAAAGGAAGAAAGCUUGUAGAAAGCAUGGGUUUUAGUUUCCUCUCUCAACUGACUAGUUCAGCUUGGUAAUUGCCUAAAAAUUUUCUGAUCUAGAGGCAGAUACUUAGCAUGUUCUUACCACCUGAUCACUGAAGUGGUCAAAAACAAUUGUUUUCUAUCUGCCUCUGGUUCUUCAGUUACUGGAUUCAUUGUUUCUGAUGCAGCUUUCACUUCUGUAUCAUUUGGAAGCAGGGGCAGGUCCCAGCAGGAGAAGGCUUGGCUGCCCACUUUUUUUUUUACCCCCCCCCCCCGCAAGGAGAGUUACCCAGCCUCAUUUUACAUCCAGAUAGCCUUAGACUAUUCCUCAUUUUCAUACUAUUCUCUGUGAGAACAGUGGCAGACUUUUGAAAUUGCUUGGUCAGAAAAAUUAUCUAUCUUGGAUCUUUUGCAGUAAACUCAUUAUUCAUUUAUUUUCUAUUCUUUUCCUUCCCAGAGUGCUAGGUUUUCCUAGUUUGCUGUUGCAAUCACUCACUUGAGCCAAUGAAUUGCAAUGGGUGAAGAGGUGUUCAGAAAAAUAGAAGUAGAGAAAAAAUGUCUAAUUUUUCUUAAUACGACAUUCUGUCCAACAUGCUGCCUGUGUGCUACCUCUUCUAUUGCUCAGUGACUGACUUAAAUGAGCCAGGUGGAAACACUGAUUUCCUCUGGAGUCUCGAAAGAAAACGGGAAGGCAGGAGGGUCAGGAAACUGUGAAAACACAAGUUUCUGAAGUUAUAUAUAUCCAGGUAAACUUUCUGUCUUUGAUUAAACAGAUCAGAAUUAAAACCACCAGCUUAAGCUGAAAGCUCUGCAACUGGAUGAAGUUGCCAGGCUCAGUGCUACAGCCGGUCAGUCAGUGCAGCAGCAUUGCUGCAGUAGCACUGAUGCAGAGAUUCCUUCAGCCAGGCAAGCUCUUUUCUGAGAAUCUGUUGAGAAAUACGUUUGUGUCUGCCUCAAAGCAUAACUGCAAAAUCCUGUGAAUUAAUAUAAAGAUGUUUUCUGUUCUGCCUGCAUUGCAAAGUGUAAAAUAGAAAUGCUAGACUAUGCGCCUUCUGCAGCCUGGAACUAUUUCGGUUCACACUUUUGCUUCUUCACAUUGGCUUAAAAAUUGGAAGCUUGUGCUAUAGCGAUCCUAAGACUGCCUUUGCUGAGACAUUACAAAAGGCUAACACGUUCUAGAAGCGAUCCUUAAAAAUGAAGGGAUUACACAAUUUGUGGAAUUAUGUGAUACUGACUGAUAUGGUGACUAAAGGUCAUGUUAUUGUAAUUAAGGUGUUGAAUACCAAAAUCUUUAUUCUCAAGAUAUUAACAAGGUGCACAGAUAGAAAUGUAUGAAGCUUCCACUGGAAGAAGAGAGGAUAAAAAAUACUUCCCUUCUAGUGAAGGAAGAUGAUCUCCCUAGAGUGAGGUAGUUCUUUCAAAGCUGUUUAUCCCAGAGUUUCCAGGCUUGCUAGGAGGUGGGCCUAAACAGGCCAAAACCCAAAGUGAGUUAGGCACACACAAAGAACAGAGCUCAAAGAGACGUAGGUCAGUUUGCAAACUUAAGUAUAGAUGAUCUAACUUUAUAGUGAAAGCUUCCAGAGAAGCAAUUCCAGUUUGUAGUAAUCAGGUGUCCACAGCAUUAUCUCCAUGCAAAGCUUUCUUGGUAUUAUCAUCUUCAUCCAUAAGAAGAUGGCAAAUACAGUGGUUCAUGAUGUGUUGUCGUUUUAUCUUGUUCCAGUCUUGUUCAAGAAGCUGCAGUGUACUUAGUGGAGAGAUCUGAGUAGGUGGAUUUUUCUGGAUUUUUCAUCACAGCUUUUUCUGUGAUGUUGUUGACGUAUCAGCAGGAAAAAGCAUCGUUUGUUACGUGAUAGAAAUGUGCUGGUUAAAAAGCUUCCUUUUGAAAAGCGUCCUUUGCUGCCAUUUAUUACCUGUUAGUAGCCUGGGCAGAAUUAAAAUGAGGCCACUUGGGAAGAGAGAUGCAAGGCAGACCGGUGCUCUUCCUCCAUAUGGGCACUGCAGGAUUAAUGCACUUGAUGAUGACUUUUUUUGAUAGAAUAAAUUGUGUGUAGUCUACCAUAAAUAUAAUAUGUACCUCUCUGUACAUUUUCCCAACUACAGGCUUACACAGCAUGCUGAAAGUGGGAAAGCAGGCCAUGAAACAGGAGGGGAGAGGAAUUACUUUACUUGGUGAUAACUUCUCAAAAUGGGAGGUAGCCUUUGCAAUUCCUGUCUGUACGCUUUGGCGUAAUUUGGCCAGCACUGGGCUGUUGUGCUCUACAAAUAAAGCCGUGAGUAUGCAGAGACAAUUCUCUAGUGCAGCCGCCGUUCGUUGUGAACAUUUCACAGCACAUGAACUGUGCCCCAGGAGUCUCUGCCAGACUCCAGCCCUAAUAACUGACGUGUUUGAUCCUGCCUCUCAAAUUUUGCAGAGGAAAUCCAGUGGGAGAAAAAACAACUAAGCAAAUUUCCUCUUUUGAGGCAGGGAUGGUAGGAGGCUUGGUUAUCCUUGUUAGCUUUCUGGGGGUGCAGGAGAAAGGACUACUUUAGUGGAGGAAUAUCAGAGAUGGCUUGUCUCAUGAUGUUUACAAGUCCUUUUAGAUGUCACUGUAAGUGCUCUUGCUCUUAGCUGGUAGAAGUGAAGGCCUGUCAGGAAAGGAAAAUGGCUUCUGAUGUUCCUGGAUAACUGUUUUAUUAGCUGCUACCUUCACAGUGUACACUUGGAUGACUUAGCUGAAGAAAAUUAGUACACCUGAGACUUUCAGUCAGUCUUGUAUUCGUUUAGAAUGAAAAGUAGUUUGAUCAGUUUGUGUAAAAACAUAUCCAUCCUUUUUUCCUCUCAAAAGAUCAGUGCUCUCCCUCAGGAAAGAAAUGAAAGCUGCUCCUGCUCCUUUAGCGAUUGCUUCUGAUUUCCACUGCUUUAGAGCAAAGUACAGCUGUGUCAUUGUAUCUUCCGCUUGACAGAUCAUCCUGAGAUGAGAAAAUGAAAGAAGCGUUCAAACCCAAAUGGGCAUUACGAGGGGAGCAGUUGUAUUGACCUCUUUCCGAAUGCUGCAUGCAUCCAGUAUCGCUGCAUGGGUUGAGACUUGCUAACCAAUUAGUCAUUUAUAAAACUUCCUAAGUGAAACACAGAGGAACAGCGUGACCGACCAGACUGAUACGAGAUUGGAAGUCAGAUGCUGACAAAUUCCAGUCUCCCUACUGCCACUUGCUCACUCAAUGGCCUUGGCAAGUCACUUUCCCUCCCUCUCCCUUACGCUCCAGAGCUGUAAUACAUCUGAGAGCAAUCCUUGCCUGUCUCACGAGGAUUUGGGGGAGCAGUGAGUGCUAUACAAGUGCUACGUAUUGUUAUUAAAACUAUAAUAUGUCAGGUAGUGCAGAUACAUACAUCAUCUGCCCUCUUCAGGCACUUGACUGUUAGCCUUAUGUCGAGGCACACCAAAAAUGUGCAGGAUAUCAGGUAUAAUGACGCAUUUCAGUCUUGAAAUUACUUGUGUCUUCAAGGUCAGAUUUGGUGACUUUAAUAUCUGUUUCACAGCUGCAAUACCAUGUUUCCGUCUAAUGGUAAUAAAUGAGAGUGUAACUCAUUUGUAAUUCCUUCUCUGUCUUCCUAAAUAUUUUGUUUCUUAGGAAGCUGAUGCUGCUAUGAACAUAUUGAAUAAUACUGAAUUUGCAAUAUUCUGCUUUCUAGACAUAAAUGUUUAUAUUUAAAAGUGCUAAGACUGCAUUGCAAUAAAUAAUAUCCAUGUAA
Messenger RNA from Cygnus olor (mute swan), 8785 nucleotides. RefSeq names its product LSM11, U7 small nuclear RNA associated (gene LSM11). The transcript has 4 exons. The coding region runs from base 1 to 1056 and encodes 351 amino acids. NCBI's taxonomy places the organism in Eukaryota, Metazoa, Chordata, Aves, Anseriformes, Anatidae. The record is from RefSeq and is a predicted model, not a curated record. Gene Ontology annotation, cellular component: U7 snRNP. Gene Ontology annotation, molecular function: U7 snRNA binding. Gene Ontology annotation, biological process: mRNA 3'-end processing by stem-loop binding and cleavage.